Mobula hypostoma (lesser devil ray) is the source of this 4652-nucleotide messenger RNA. Its product is annotated as phospholipid phosphatase 5-like. The record is from RefSeq and is a predicted model, not a curated record. Lineage: Eukaryota; Metazoa; Chordata; Chondrichthyes; Myliobatiformes; Myliobatidae. The transcript is spliced from 8 exons. Gene Ontology annotation, molecular function: phosphatidate phosphatase activity. Gene Ontology annotation, biological process: phospholipid dephosphorylation; phospholipid metabolic process. The coding region runs from base 197 to 994 and encodes 265 amino acids.
GCCCGCCACGUCAUUGGUUUCCAGGUGACCUGCGCUUGUGUAUGGAGACGGAGAGCGGCGGCGGCGGCGGCGGCGGCGUGAGCGGCUGAGGGUCGGGAGCCUGGAACCGAAGGUGGGCGUUCCGAUGGCAGCGCACAAGAAAACGGACGUUAAAAUAUUGGCACUGAAGUAGCGGACCAAUAACACUCAGGACAACAUGCGGAAGAGUGGGAUAGCGAGUCUGGUCUGUGAGGUUGCACUAAGAUUGUUCCUGUUUGGGAUAUUCCUGAUUUCUGAGACAAUGACUCCAUUCCACCGAAUUAUCCAUCCAGAGGAGAUGUGGCUGUACAAACACCCUCGGAGUGAGAGGGACACAGUUCCUACUUGGCACAUGUUUGCCAUUUCCUUCUUGACACCAUUGAUGGCAAUACUCCUGAUGAAGGUGCUGAAUAGAACAGAAGGUGGCGACGUGAAGGAAGGCUUUUUGGCGGCAUCUAUGGGCCUGGUUUUGAAUGGAGUGAUCACAAACACUGUUAAACUGGUGAUUGGAAGGCCUCGGCCAGAUUACUUCUAUCGUUGUUUUCCGGACGGAGUGGUGACAGAGGACAUGCAGUGCACAGGUGACCCUGCUGCAAUACUGGAGGGAAGGAAGAGUUUCCCCAGUGGCCAUUCUUCAUUUGCUUUUGCUGGCCUUGGUUUCACUGCCUUCUACUUGGGAGGAAAGCUCCACUGCUUUGCGUCAGGGGGACGAGGAAAGGGAUGGAGGCUGUGUGUGAUGCUAAUGCCACUCUACGUUGCAGCCGUUGUCGCGCUAUCACGUGUCUGCGACUACAAGCACCACUGGCAAGAUGUGCUGUGUGGCUCCCUGAUCGGAUUAACUCUAGCCUACACCUGCUACCGUCAGCACUAUCCAUGUCUGUCAGACCCUGAAUGCCACAAACCUUAUUCAAAGACCAAACUCUCAGCCACACAAGAGCGCAAGCUCGCAAACCCUGGUUUCAAGCUGGAUGUAUAGUGAGCUGCCCGCAGUAGGGCUACUCCAGUUUAUUCCCUGCCAUGUACACUUGCUUUCCAUUUACUUUUAGGCAACAUUUGCACAUAUUCAUGAUGGGACCUUUUGCAACACCGUAAUAGUGCACAUGCAUACACAGCCCCGAAAAGAAGUGCAAAACAAGGGAAUUAAAUGGACCAGCAAGAGACGAGAGCAUUUCAAAUUUUAUUGCUUCAUGAAGUUAAAAUGGUUGAUCUUAUUAACCUUUUAUUUUCAAAAUAAACCUUUUUAUUUUUAACCAAAAAUACACCAAUAAAAUAUAGAUGGUGUGAAGGCAAUAGUUCAACAUGGUUGUAAUAAGUAAAUGCAUUUUAAAAUCUUAGACAGCUCCCCUUCCAAAGGUGCUAACGUUUUUGGUAUAAUUUCUUAAUGAACUGACUUGUAUGAUGUGAUUAAUCACUGGGAACAAAUGGUUGCAUCAGUCUGCCCCAUCCAAACUCGGCAAUGAUCAACCAAGUGGUUGAUGUAAAUUUCGCAGUAAAACUGUUGAAUGCGCAGGGCAUGUCACAAUCUACAUUAUGGAAUGUGCUUGCCUCUCAGGCGAUUUUUUUUUUGUCAAAAGGGAAGGUAUACAGUCUUCUACAAUUUUGGGACAAGGCUGAAUUUCCAGGUUUGGUAUCAUAAAAGGUUAAAGCAGCCGAGCUGCCCGUGCAUGAGCUUUCAUGUGCUGCAGAGUCACAUUUGUGCUGUUGCAGUGACAUUCUCUUCCAAUUGUUUUGUCACUUCGACAAGCAAACCACUGCCAGUAACGCUGGCUGCAACUGUCCUCUUGGAUUGGUAUGGAGUUACCAACAUCUCUUGCCCUUGAUAUAACUUCAGUUUUUUUUUGACAUGGCAGACCUUUAUGCUGCUAAAUAGUUUGCUUACUUUAAAGUGCAACUGAGGCACAUAAAACUGAAAUUGGAGAAGGGUAUUUGUAUCUAGUGGGAUUUAAUGUCAAAUCUCAGUUUAAGUGACCUGUGUCCAGUUUGACUGAAGCUCCAAAACUGAUUCUAGACUUUAUUGAUAAUCACAUUUAAACUUGUCAGCCAAUAUUUCCCAGUCUUUGGAAUUGCACCCUUUCAUUGCAAGUCUGUGGACAGGAUUUGAAAAGAUUUCCUGCAUUUUGUUUGCACUAAUUUAAUUUGUAGCAGAUGUUGAGGGGAUGGCAGACCUUGGAGACACAAAUCGAAUUAGUUUACCUUGUAUCACACCAGUUAAUUUGUCAUCAAAGGGGACCAGACUGACACAUGUAUUAAUGCUCAUUAUGAGGAUCACGGUUUUGCAGGGACUGAAAAUCAGUCUGUUCCCUGUGGGAAUUUGGAUAUUGUUCUUGAGGCUGCUUAUCACCCUGCAUUAUCCCAUCUGUCCCCCCCCCACCCCCCAUGUGGGUAAAACCUUGCAAAUUGUACUUCCAUAUACAGCUUUGUAUUGCAAAGCAAAUGUGCUGGUAAACCUGUGACUAUUAUACUGUAUUUAUGUUGUUUCAACUUUUUAAUGCAGAAUUUUGUGUAUUGUUUGAAUUCUCCUUUUGGUAUAAAGGUUUGGGAGUGGGCAGUAAAGGUGCAGAGAGGAGAAACGCUCUUAAAUGUGAUCUUCACCAGAAUAUUAACAUUCCACUUACAGAUGGCCAUUGACAGGUGAUAGCCAUUGAUCAAAGAAACCUCCUGCCACCCACCCAGUCAUGGAAUGAAGAUGAUUGGCAAAAGAGAUACGAGGAAAAAUUCUCCUUAUUCUUGGGUUUGGGUCUGGAAAUCACUGCCAUUUGCAGUGCAGGAGGCAGUUUUAAUUGUGGCAUUCAAAGAUCUGGAAAGAUUCUGAAAGGCAAGAAUUUGCAGCGACUAUGGGGAGCAGGCAGGGGCAAGGGACCAGCUAAAUUGCUCUUCCACAGAGCUGGUGAGGAUUGGGCAGCUUUAACAAACCACUAAAGCCUUUGACUCAGUUGGUGUAGCAGUCCAAUACGCUGAAGGAUGGUGUUUGGAAAAUGUUUUCUCAAACCACAUCUUCAAUAAUUAUGGUGGGUGUAAACAAAUACACCAGCAAGACCUGUGGCGAGGCUCCUCACCUCCUUUACAACUGCAGAGAUGUUUCAGUGCAAUUGAAUGUACAAAUAUCAUUAUUUGCUUUGCACUUCCAACAAAACUUUAAAUGCUCAGAGGGCACACUUUUGUACAGACUUCAUCUUUAAUAAUAUAACACAGUCAAGUCUUAACCACAGCUGAUAACAUCACAGUAACUUAAGUUGUUUUUCUAGCCUUUUGGGCUGACUCAGACUUCAUUCCUCUUCACCAGAAUCCACCUGAAUAGAAACACCAUCUAAAUUCAGGAAAAGUAAUGACCUUGUAAGUUUUGCUGUCUCCACUUGUGGUUCUAUAGUGCCUUGUGCAGGACCUAUUUGGGCAAGUGUCAGAAUGCAGGUAACUGUACAUAAAUUUAUUGCUUCUGACCAAGUGCUUUGAACAGGCACGGUAACAGGCUAAAGUCAGAGUUCAGUUCGAGGGAAAGAAAGCACAGAGCAGUGUGUGCAGUUUGGGUGAUUUCUGUUCCAUGGCUCUGGAAUGUGAAAUUCAGCUGAAUGCAGAAUGUAUCAAUUCACUGACUGAACUGUGAAUGCAAGAGAGACUAAAGUUUUUAGUCUUGUGUUGAUUAUACUGUCUGAACAAAGAAAUCUUAAACUUGUGGAUAACUGUGUCUAAUAAAACUAAGACCAAUAUUUAAAAAAAACUUUAUUUCUUGUUUGGGCGUUAAUAAACCAUAUCUUAGAUGUUGAAUGUGUUUGUCCUGUACAGCCGAAAUUGAAGUUGGGACAAAAGUAAUCGUCUAGCAACAAGGCAUUUUGAAAAGCAUAAUCUUAGCAUAAUAACACACAAAAUACCAGGGCAACCUUAGUGGGUCAGGCAAAAUCUGUGGAAUGAAAUGGGCAGUCAACAUUUCUGGUUGAGAUCUUUCUUCAGAUUGAAUGCAGAGCAGAAUUGAUGGGCCAAAUGGCCUAAAUCUGCUCCUUUAUCUUACGGUCUAACUGCCUAGAUUUAUGUUGCAGCAUCUCAUUUCCUAUUUAUAUCCAUGUCAUUGGUACUGAUGUGACCUCUGACCAUUGGCUGUCAUCUUCCCCUUCAGCCUGUGCUGCUCAGAGAUGGAAUGAUGUUGGACACAGAGAAACAACACACCAUUAGCAUUUAUGGCAACAGAAAUGCCCGUCUGUUCCCCUUACAGUAGAAACCUCUCUCACUCUAACUCUCCUAGUCUUCCCCCUACCUCACCACCAUGCAGCAUAGCCAACAAAUUUAGAUCUUACUGCUUUCCCUGGCAAUGGCAUCCACUGGAUCUGUUUGAGAGGGGAGAAAUGGCCAAGGGGGCCCUUCACAACUCUGCUUCCCAGAAAUCACCCUCGCUUUCAUCUCUGUGCCAUCAAUUCUUGCACAUUUUAGAAAAAUAAGAUUAUAAUGUUUAGGUUUAGCUCAAAUCUAAACAGAUCUUAAGAUGGCUUAAAUUCUCAUUGUAGACUUUAAAUUCAAAUUUGGAAUCAUUAGAAGACCAGCAUGUGUUGUCCAUCCCUAAUUGUCCUCAGUGUCAGAUUUAGGCCUGGUGGCAAUGAGGGAACAGCAAUGUUUUUCCCCAAGUCUUAUAUGGCUGUUAAAUAGUU